Hirsutella rhossiliensis is the source of this 1221-nucleotide messenger RNA. RefSeq names its product eukaryotic aspartyl protease domain-containing protein. The transcript is spliced from 3 exons. Gene Ontology annotation, molecular function: aspartic-type endopeptidase activity. The record is from RefSeq and is a predicted model, not a curated record. Gene Ontology annotation, biological process: proteolysis. NCBI's taxonomy places the organism in Eukaryota, Fungi, Ascomycota, Sordariomycetes, Hypocreales, Ophiocordycipitaceae. Gene Ontology annotation, cellular component: fungal-type vacuole. Bases 1 to 1221 code for a protein of 406 amino acids.
AUGAAGAGCGCCCUCGUCGUCGCGGCCGCCCUGGCGGGGUCUGCCCAGGCCGGCAUCCACAAGAUGAAGCUGCAAAAGGUUCACCUGGAGGAGCAGCUGGCUGGCGCCUCCUUGAUGGAUCACGCCGAGCACCUCCGCAACAAGUAUCUGGGCGCUCGAUCCGAAGCCCAAAAGUUCCUGGGCUCGCGCCCCAAGACCCAUGCCGACGCCAUGUUCAACUCUGCGCCUCCUGUGGUGCAAGGCGAUCACCCCGUCCCCGUUACCAACUUCAUGAAUGCUCAGUACUUCUCCGAGAUCACUGUUGGCACGCCGCCACAGACUUUCAAGGUCGUGCUGGACACGGGAAGCUCCAAUCUUUGGGUGCCCUCAACCCAGUGCAGCAGCAUUGCCUGCUUCCUCCACUCGAAAUACGACUCAUCGUCGUCGUCAACAUUCAAGAAGAACGGGUCUAGCUUUGAGAUCCGCUACGGGUCUGGAAGCCUGUCUGGCUUCGUUUCCAACGAUGUCAUGUCCAUCGGCAACCUGAAGAUAAAAAACCAGGACUUUGCCGAGGCCACCAGUGAGCCUGGCCUCGCCUUCGCCUUCGGUCGAUUUGAUGGCAUUCUUGGUCUCGGCUUCGACACCAUUUCCGUCAACAAAAUCGUCCCUCCCUUCUACAACAUGAUCAAGCAGAAGCUUCUGGACAAGGCCGUCUUCGCAUUCUAUCUCUCAAACAACGACGAGAAAGGCAGCGAGGCCGUCUUUGGCGGAGUUGACAAGGAUCACUACAAGGGCGAUAUCGAGUACAUUCCCCUCCGUCGCAAGGCGUACUGGGAGGUCGAUUUCAAGUCUAUUGCAUAUGGCCAUGACGUGGCCGAGCUUGAUAAUACGGGCGUCAUCCUGGACACUGGCACUUCGCUCAACAUGCUCCCCAGCUCCAUUGCCGAGAUGCUGAACGCGCAAAUGGGGGCCAAGAAGGGCUGGAACGGACAGUACACGAUUGACUGUGCCAAGCGCGACAAGCUGCCCGACAUCACCUUUGCGCUCGGCGGUGCCAACUACAGCCUGCCCGCCUCGCAUUACAUCCUCGAAGUCUCCGGGUCCUGCAUCUCCACAUUCCAGGGCAUGGACUUUCCCGAACCCGUCGGCCCGUUGGCCAUCCUGGGCGAUGCCUUUCUCCGAAAGUACUACUCUGUGUACGACCUCGAAAGGGGCGCUGUCGGCUUGGCUUUGGCCAGUUAG